Messenger RNA from Lottia gigantea (owl limpet), 1152 nucleotides. RefSeq lists its product as hypothetical. Bases 1 to 1152 code for a protein of 383 amino acids. Lineage: Eukaryota; Metazoa; Mollusca; Gastropoda; Lottiidae. The record is from RefSeq and is a predicted model, not a curated record. The transcript is spliced from 5 exons.
AUGGCCAAGCCAACCAUGGUUCACGAGGUUACUCGAGUUGAUAGUAGAUAUUCCAGUGGUUCUUCCAGCUCAAAAAGAUCUUGUGCAGAAACAGUUCAUCUUCGUGCCAAAUAUGGUGAGAACGAAUUCAUUUUAGUAAAUGAGAGAUUGCAAAAUGAAUCUGUAGUGAAUCUAAUAGACAAGAAUGCUGUAUACCAUCGAGUUUGCUAUCAGUCAUUAACAAACAGUGAUCACAUGAAGCGAUCAAAAGCUAAAUUUCUAUCUAUUUCAAAUGAAACUAGCCCCACUUCCCAAAAUUCGCCACCACUCCCAAAAAAGAGAAAGACUCGUUCAGGAGAUGGCAUAUUUGACAGUACGAUAUGUUUCUUUUGCCAAGACACAUCAAAUACCAAGCCAUUACAUCAGAUGUCAACUGAGAAUGUAAAUAAUAAACUGGAGGACACUGUCCAUAAAUCUAACAAAGAAAAUUUGAAAAUAAGAUUGCAUUCCUCUUUUGAUGCAAGGUCUGGUGAUUUUAAAUAUCACAAGCACUGUUGGGUAAAUUAUGUAGAUCGUGCUAAAGAACCAUCUUAUGACAAAUUUGAAAACGCAGACGAUAUUCAUCGAAAAUCUGUAUUAAUAGAGGUAACUACUGAUGAUAACUACCUCACUGUACACCCGUGGAAUGCAUAUAACUCCAUAAUCACUAAUUCCGAGGCAGAGAGAGAUUUCACAACAAAUGUGUUUAUGUUUCCUUUGAUACCAGCACCAGCAUCAGAUAUUUCAUCAGUUUAUACAGCUCUAAAACGAUCACAGACGAUAUCAACCUGGUUUCUAAGAGUGUAUAUGCGAAUGAUUGAACGCCUUCUGCUGUUUAUUCAAGCAACUCGCCAACGGGAUUGGAAGCUUCACUUAGAGGCAUCAACACUAAUGUGUCAAGAUAUAUGCAGUAUGGACCGUAUAAAAUAUAGAAGAAUGUUACCUGUCUAUAUCGCUGAUAUGAAAAGGUUGAAACAAUCUGACCCUGGAAUAUGGAACGCUUUCAUGAAUGGAGAAUUUUCAGUGAAACAGAACUCGAUUCCGUUCACAUCGAUUGGAAUGGAUCAUGCCGGUGAACAGGUGAAUAAAAUUAUGAAGUCAAAACCAGAAAUUCGGAAUUUUUUCAAACUUUGA